Messenger RNA from Cajanus cajan (pigeon pea), 1346 nucleotides. It is a transcript of the gene FADA, whose product is annotated as fatty acid desaturase A. NCBI's taxonomy places the organism in Eukaryota, Viridiplantae, Streptophyta, Magnoliopsida, Fabales, Fabaceae. The record is from RefSeq and is a predicted model, not a curated record.
UCCUCCAAGGUUCUAUGAGAAUUCAACAACACCACGCAUCCCUCUUUCCCACCACACCAUAUUGCCUUCUCCUACUUCCACAAAAUCAGCAUUUCUUCCCACAGCCACUAUUGAGUACCUCCAAAUUUUUUAUAUCUAGCUCUUUCUCAUCCAAGAAUUUGGUUUCCCUUCAUUUCUUCAACACUACCAAUGUAUUCCUUAACCCAACACAAGUAUACACCAAUCUUCCACUAUCAAGUUUGCAAGAUUCGUCCACUCUUACACCCGUCUCGCGUGUAUUGUUCUAUCACAACCACUACUACUACCACUACCAUCAUUUCUAAACCCAGAACCAAUGAUAAGUCAUUGGUCAUUGAGCCCCGACUUAUACCAGAACCACUAACGGUGGUUACUACUGGUAACCACCGUCCCAUGAUCAAUGACCAAAGUUUGCAAUCAACAUGGUCUCAUAGAGCAUGGGUGGCAGCUGGGUGCACAACUUUGCUCAUUUCCUUGGGAGAGUCCAUAAAGGGUGCAAUGGAUUUGAACAUAUGGAUUGAGCCUAUUUUAGCAAGUUGGGUUGGUUACAUUUUAGCCGAUCUUGGUUCUGGAGUUUAUCAUUGGGCCAUCGACAACUAUGGCGAUGACUCAACUCCAAUUGUUGGAGCCCAAAUUGAAGCAUUCCAAGGCCAUCACAAGUGGCCUUGGACCAUUACUAGGCGCCAAUUUGCUAACAACUUGCAUGCAUUGGCACGUGCGGUGACCUUCACAGUACUUCCUAUAGCCCUUGUUUGCCAUGACCCUAUUGUUCAAGGAUUUGUUGGAGUGUUCUCAGGUUGCAUCAUGUUUAGCCAGCAGUUUCAUGCAUGGGCCCACGGCACAAAGAGUCGGCUUCCGCCGCUCGUGGUGGCGCUGCAGGAGGCCGGCAUGCUCGUGUCACGGUUGCAACAUGCAGCACACCACCGGCCACCGUAUAACAAUAACUAUUGUAUAGUGAGUGGAGUAUGGAAUGAGUUUUUGGACAAGCAUAAGGUCUUUGAAGCCAUGGAGAUGGUGUUGUAUUUUAAAACGGGGGUUAGGCCUAGGUCAUGGAGUGAGCCUGCCUCUGAGUGGAUUGAGGAAAUUGAGACCCCUUCUCAAAUCCAAGCCCAAUGAUUUGCAUUCUCUUUUCCUUUUACUUUUUUACCAUUUGUUGCUCACAUGUGUAUGAGUAUUUGGUUGUUCUAUCAAAGAAAUUAAAAGCAUUUGUUAGCCUCCGUACAUGGAUGUAUUUGAUAAGUAGCUUUUGGCUCAUGUAAUUUACACGAUAUAAAUUAUAAUGUUUGAAAGGUUAAACAUAUGAUAUGAAAGGAAGUCUUUGUUGUUUC